Messenger RNA from Ceratosolen solmsi marchali, 861 nucleotides. It is a transcript of the gene Ing5, whose product is annotated as inhibitor of growth protein 5. The transcript is spliced from 4 exons. Gene Ontology annotation, cellular component: nucleus. Bases 56 to 820 code for a protein of 254 amino acids. Gene Ontology annotation, biological process: regulation of DNA-templated transcription. Lineage: Eukaryota; Metazoa; Arthropoda; Insecta; Hymenoptera; Agaonidae. The record is from RefSeq and is a predicted model, not a curated record.
UUUUUUACAAAAGUUGAUAAAUAUUUUUAAUUCAAAACAAAAAUUGAAUUUGAAAAUGACGACUGCUUUUUAUUUAGAACAUUACUUGGAUAGUUUAGAGCAUCUUCCUACUGAAUUAAGAAGGAAUUUUAAUUUAAUGAGAGAUCUUGAUGCUAGAGCUCAAGUUUUAAUGAAAGAUAUUGAUAAAUUAGCUGAUGAUUAUUUAAAAAAUAUGAAAAAAGAGUCGUCAGAUAAGAAAAAUGAACAAUUAACUCGUAUACAAAAUUUAUUUAAUAAAGCAAAAGAAUAUGGUGAUGAUAAAGUACAAUUAGCAAUACAAACUUAUGAACUUGUUGAUAAACAUAUACGACGAUUAGAUUCUGACCUAAUGAGAUUUGAAGCAGAAAUCCAAGAUAAAGCAUUGAGUAGUAAUAGGACACAAGAAGAAAGUGUAUCCAGUAAAAAAGGAAGAAAAAAACUUAAAGAAAAAGAAAAACGUAAAAAAGGUACUGCAAGUAGUGAAGAUGAAACAAAAAGCACUAGAAAGAAACAAAAAAAAGGUGGCUCUGUAACAUCAACAGUUGUAGCUGGUACAACUAGUAGUGGAUCUCAGGGAGAUUCAAGCACACUCAGUCAUCCAGCUGAUGUUUUAGAUAUGCCUGUAGAUCCGAAUGAACCUACUUACUGUGUAUGCAAUCAAGUAUCAUAUGGAGAAAUGAUUGGUUGUGACAACCCUGAUUGUGGUAUCGAAUGGUUUCAUUUUGCAUGUGUUGGGCUUACAACAAAACCAAAAGGGAAAUGGUUUUGUCCAAAAUGUACUCAAGAUCGAAAAAAAAAGUAAAAUAAAACAAUGUGGUAAUUUAUAACAAAAAUUUUACUUGA